GCAACUACUUGAUUCGGUCAUAUUGGACUCCUGUCAUUCAAAGUAACGAUACAUCUAGUCUCAGAGGGAAGACCCCGCGAUCUCAUAGGAUCAUAUCAGGUCGUUUCGCCGGGACCCAACCACUGUGUCCACCUGCCUAAUUAGGGUAACAUUGUCUCCUGCACAAGUGUCUCUUAAGCGCGUCCCAGAGUGGUAUCCAUCACCCGCCGGAAACAGGUCGCAGUGUACUUACUGUCGCCAUAUCCUUUCCUUCAACCCGGAGUUGUCACAUUACCCAACUUCGACAAUAUCAACUUUGGGCUUUGGGUAUCGCAUCAACCCUAACGUCCUUCCGUGAAGAGAAAAAAAAACUUCGUCUUCGGAGUUGAAUUUACGCAAGCCGAAGAGAAGCUUAUAGGGCGUGAUCUUUACAAGUCCGUAUCAGCUCACGUUUAAGGAUAUCUUCUAAGCUGGACUCCCGCGGCUGGGUGGCACGACAUAAAAUCCAACGCCGUACCUAGCCUCCUCCUGGUUUCGCUUCAUAUUCUGGAAGUCUUCCAGGGAUUAUAGCAAACUAGUUCUUAGUCUUUUCUCACUAAAGGCUCUUUGAAACCGUCAGCCAAUAUGUCUCUUGCGCGCGCCUUUACAACUAGGCGAAAGCAGUCGUCGCAGGAUCUGGGGAUAUUGCCUCAGCGGAGCAAUACCACAGCCAAGAAUAGCUCUGCGGCAAUUCGCAACAAGAUAUCUGGUCCUAUGGCCCUUACCCACACAACUAAUAUGCUUGCAUACAACGCACCAGAUUUAUAUCCUCAACCAGAAAUCUCGCCAACUGAGUCCAAAUCCGAAGACUCUUCUUCUGAUAGUCCCCGUACUAGCGCAUCAUCACCGCCGACGAGUCCUGACAUUCCGUCGGCUACGGAUCGAUCUACCACGCCGGAACACAACCACCUUUCCUGCUAUUUCGUCGCUCCAGGUCAACCUAAGACGCCUGCAGCUACCAACCAGGCGCCCAUUAUCCCAAAGCGAUCGCCAUCACACACCAAGAAGGCGUCGAUCGACAACUUGGCAAACAAGUUCUCGCGUCUUUCUAACCAAUCUAGCAAGUCUAUCUCCACCAAGGCAAGCUUUUCGCUUUCUCGCUCGUCAUCAACCUCGACGGCCGCUACUUCCGUCUCGUCAGGUUCUUUCUCGCGCAAACCAUCUGUUUCAUUCGCUACGGCACCUCCCAUGCCUCCCGUAAUCACAUCGCCACCCCCAGCUCGUCCGGCCUUUCGACGAGACUAUUCCGACGCUCAACAUCCUUUCGGUAACGAGUUGGCGCAGGUGACGGAACUGGCAGAGGAACUAGGCAUCAAAGACAAGAUGCAGGUUAUCGACGAAGAAGAGAAAGAGCUUCUCGCACGAGGCCUUUGCAGGUUCCGACCCGAAGAUUACUUGGCCGAGGUCCAGGGACUCUUCGCGACCUUCUUCCAGCCUGAGCCUGCCGAAAUACAACAGGCAUGGAUUUAAAAGAAGCAUGCAAGCUACGUUCCGUCCGAGUCUCGCUGCCGGAGGUUCGGAGAUAGGAUUAUAUGCGGCAUUUCAAUGUAUAUAUUUGGACAAGUCGACUAGGGGUCUGCGCACAAAGGUACCUAACCUAGCACAUAGGUCUCUUACAUACGGGGUCUUAGCGAUCAGAUUUACGGGAUUAAGUUGUGGAGUUUGGGAUGAUAUUGCGCGCCGGUUUAAGGUUCAAAGUGACCAAGGCGUUCGAGACGUGGCUUGAAUUUUUGUGGUUUUAAUACCCGGGCACUUAGCACUAGACCCAUACCGGUCAUUUUCUUCUGUUUUAUUGUCAAAGUUUACAA
Messenger RNA from Daldinia caldariorum, 1826 nucleotides. RefSeq lists its product as uncharacterized. The coding region runs from base 604 to 1488 and encodes 294 amino acids. The transcript has a single exon. NCBI's taxonomy places the organism in Eukaryota, Fungi, Ascomycota, Sordariomycetes, Xylariales, Hypoxylaceae. The record is from RefSeq and is a predicted model, not a curated record.